AUGAGAACAUCACACCUCCUGGGCCUUCCAGCAAGCUUACUGCUGCUACUGGCCGCGCCUUCGGCAGCGCAACUUCCGUACAACCCGACCAGAAUAUUAUCACCUCCACGAAACGAGACGAAUGAUCUUCUUUACGUAUUCCGCCCCUCGCCAGCCUCCGCGAACCAGUUCGAGCUGCUUUCGCUGGACCUAUCUUCAGAGGCGAGAGCAGACAACCUACCUCUGACGACCCUAUAUCCGUCGCUGCCGUUCCUCGAUGCCGACACAGCGAAAGCCUUUGCUUCCGUUAUUGAUAGCAAUGGAGAUAUCACCGUAUACACAGGUGACUGUGCCGAUGGUCCUAGUGGAGCCGAGCUGUGGAAGUUUGUGGCCAGACGGUCAGCGCGCAACGGCAACGGCUCGUGGGUGCAGGAGAAGCUGUCUCUUGACCCCGCCGAAGAGCACCGCGCUCUCGCAGGACCGAACUACCUCGCCUCAAGUAUAGCGUUCUCGGGCAUAGUCGGCGAAGAUGGCCCCGAAAGUAGCAUGUACAUCUUCGGCGGGAUGUGUCCAUUCGAGGACGCUUCUCAAGAUGAGUGGACCUCAGCUGCCAACUACUCGAACCUCAUGGUCAAUCUGGAUCCUGCAGCAACGCCGAACGAAUUCGAAUUCGGCCUUACUGCGAGCCGUGGUCCCCCUAUUGCGGAAGCUGGCUUCAGCAUCACCCCUCUACUGCCGACGUUUUCGAACAACAGCGAUGGCUCGCAAAACCAGCAGCAGAAUUUCGUCUUGCUUGGUGGGCAUACGGAAACUGCCUUUAUCAACAUGUCACAGGUCGCUCUAUUCUCUUUGCCAGAGGAAGCAUGGGCCUUCCUUCCGGUAGAGCAAGCUUCCAAAGACCAUACUUAUCUUGCUGCGCGAGAUGCUGUAACUCCAACUAGCCCGAGAUCUGGACACACCGCCGUGCUUACACCGGAUGGACAAAGGAUAGUGGUUCUAGGCGGCUGGGUUGGAGACGUCAACACACCCGCCGAGCCGCAGCUGGCAGUGCUCAAUGUCGGAGCCGGUUAUGGUGGCAAAACAGAAUGGAGCUGGACUUUUCCACCAUUGUCCAGCGAUGGCCUCGCGCAAGGGACGGGCCUCUAUGGUCAUGGAGCGGUGAUGUUACCUGGUGAUGUCAUGAUGGUGAUGGGAGGCUAUUCAAUACCUGCAACCUUGAGCCGUCGACUGAGGGUCCGAACAACUCAGAACACACGCAAUCUCUUCUACAAUGUUACCUCGAAUACCUGGCUUCCGAGUUACACGCUUCCUCCAGACGCCUCCGAUGGCGCUCAGCCCCACUCUGGUCCACUGUCGAGUACUUCUCAGAAAGCAGGUCUCGGCGUGGGCGUCGCAGUCGGCUUUGCAGCUGUAGUCGGACUCGUACUGUUCUACUUCUGGUUCGCUCACCGGCAGAAGAAACAACGCGAGUUCCGUGACAAGGAACUGCGAGAGCUUGGGCUUAGCGCUCAAAGCUUCAAUGCUAACGGGUAUGGGGAGGGUGGUAUCGAUGGUCGAGGCGGCAAUAUGUCAGCAGCGGGCUUCCUCGGUGAUCGGGAAAUGGCAGCGUAUACUGCAUAUCCGUGGUCGAAUGGACGACCGGCCCGAGGUGGGCAAGGGUAUCGGCGCGUAAGCGCCGGUGAUGCACAGCGAACUGGCGUGCUUGUAGAGGUACCGAGCCCUACACGAGGCCUACGACGUGGUGCAAAUCCUCGUGGGAAUUACCAUCCCGCGCCACGCUACGAUGAAAAGCGCAGAAGUCGAGGGUCAGGUACCAUACAUCCGAUCAAAGAAUCAGAAGAGGAGGAGCACACACCGGCAGGAAUCGUACCUCACUCGGGAGGGCUACCGGAAAUGAGUGAGAGAGACCGUAUCGACAACCGCGCGUCUCUUUUCUCCCAGGCACCAACUCUCGAUCCGUUCAGCGAUCCUGACCCGCUAGGGAGCCAUCCUGUCAGCGCCGUCUCUCCAAGUCCGGCGCGUGCUCGGCCGACUAGCAGCUCCUGCCCGGUAUCGCCAAUUGAAGAGGGUAAUGCCGGACCUCAAGCCCGGGCACUGGAAUGGGAGCGCGCAGCCGAUCGCCUCCUACACGACCUAACCCACCCCAACAGCACCGAGUCCAGCAGCCCUGGCCGCACAUCACCCUCUCACUCCGGAGAAAGCCGCACGGGUAGCAACCUCAGCGACCGCUCCGUCUGGUCCAACGUAUCCGCUCGGUCGUCGAGCGGAGGCGCCGCUGUAAGCGUUGCACGCAGUAUCUCGAUUCGCUCUGCAAAUCUCCUAAAUAGUAUCACCAACCCUUUUUCCACGCCCAACACCAGCCCGCCGAACGACUCCCCACCAGAAACCCGUGAAGGUCUCCGCCCACGCGCCUUCACCACCGGCGCCCGCCCCGGAAGCCAAGGUGCCGAGUCAUUCAUGACAGCCCAGACCUCUUUCGCAGCGCUGCAAGCUGAAGGCGAGGCGAUUCUGGGCGGGCGACCGGACCGCUAUCGGGAUGAUCCUAGCAGUCCAGUCCACCCACCUUCACCCAUCGCUACCGUAGGCCUGCUUCGAGAGAAACCCAGUCCCGAGGAAACACCCGCCCCAAGCCCCUCGAAAGAGAAGCCCCGACUCAGCUGGAUGGGCUCAGUCCGACGGGCCCUAAGCCGCGGCAAAACCAACGCCGGUGCCGGGAGGACUGUGAGCAUGAUCUCCGCGCACGCGCCCACACCGGUGCUAGAGCCAUACCGCGACAACCCGUCACCCGUGCACGGCGCCAGCAAACUUGCCACAGCCCCGCGCCGCGCAGUCUCAGACGCGACGCCCUGGCGCUACAGGCGCGGGGCCCGGGACUGGGACGAGAGCAACGCGCUGGGCGACGUGGAGGACAUCUGGAGGAGGACUAGCGGGGAUGACUGGGGGAGCCCCGAGGAUAGGAAAAUGAAGGAGAGGGAGGAGGAGAGGGAACAGCAGGAGGCGGAGCGGGAGUGGGACGUGGAGGCUGCGGCGGAGAGGAGAGUUGUCCAGGUUACCUUUACGGUGCCCAGGAUGCGGUUGAGGGUCGUGAAUGCGGAUGUUGAUGGGGCGAGCUUGGUUAGUAGGGAGGAGUGUGGGGUGGAGAAGGGCGAGGUCGAGGCGGAGGGCAGCGGUGGGAUUGUAGAGGAGGAUGGCGGCCGGUUGCUGAAAGUGAGUAGUAGAGAGGAAGACGGGGUGGGUGUGAGGAGUAAGAGUAGUAGAGUCCUGGCGUUGGCGAGGAGCUUUGAGCAGAGGGCGGAGAGUCCAGCAACGGGCGAGGGCUCGAGGGGUCUGAGAGAUACGGGCGGGGCUAGGUCUAUUGCGGCACCAUAUGUUCGGAACGGUUUAUAG
Messenger RNA from Coniosporium apollinis CBS 100218, 3366 nucleotides. RefSeq lists its product as uncharacterized. The transcript has a single exon. Lineage: Eukaryota; Fungi; Ascomycota; Dothideomycetes. Gene Ontology annotation, molecular function: protein binding. The coding region runs from base 1 to 3366 and encodes 1121 amino acids. The record is from RefSeq and is a predicted model, not a curated record.